AUGUCGAUCGGAGAUGGCAGGGAUGACAUUGUCAACGCGCUCAGGGCUCUAUGCUGCCAAGUCCUAGAUAUUCCGGUUGAAGACGUGGAUGUAAACUCGUCAUUCAUAGCUCUAGGAGGCGACUCAUUUAGGGGCGUUGUACUGUUCCAAAAAUGCCUCGAGAAGCAUAUCCAAGUCUCAUACCAGGCGGUAAUGAGCCGAUCCUUGACUGAAAACGCUGCUCUUGCCACUGAGGCUAGCGAAUCACUUGAUAAGGAUGCGGAUGCAAAAGCCUCCUUAGAAUGCGACAAGCACAAAAGAUUCAGACUGAUGCCGAAAGAGUACGACUUCAGUAAUAUCGAGAAUGUUCUCCAGAAACACCAUGGCUUGGGCCUCGAAUGCGUUGAAGACAUUUAUCCAUGCAGUCUGAUGCAAGAAAAUAUGUACAUCGGGCAGAGGAUGGGGGGAUCUUCGGUCUACCAGACCACGAGCGUCUAUCAGAUCCCGUCUUCUUCCACUCUUGAUCACAUACAAGACGCGUGGCAGCAAAUCGUCCAUCGGCACCAGACCCUCCGCACAAUCUACGUCGAGACUUCGGAUUCCAGCUCGGGGAGGCUCCUGGAUGCGGUUGUCCUGUUGAAGACGGCAGGUAGAGUGCUCGCCGGCACGAGCGAAGACAGAGACAUGAUCCUCGCCCCUCGCUGCAUCAAACCUUCCACACUCGGACGAGACACGUACCAUCAGCUCACAGUGUAUCCUGAUGCAGGAUCUGGAGUUGAUAAGAGACUACUCAAAGUUGAGCUCAACCAUAUCACGGUUGAUGCAGCGUCCAUGAUCGUCAUCAUCGACGAGCUUGGGCAAGCAUUACAAGGUUGUUUGUCUUUGAAGAGCCCGCCCACUGGAUAUGGCAAGUAUAUUGAAUAUUUGCAGCUAUGGACAGAUGAAGACCGAGCGCUGGAUUAUUGGAUCGAAUAUCUUGAUGCUGUCCAACCGUGUCAUUUUCCUGCCCUGAACGAUAACAAGGAGCACCCGGCAGGUUCUUCUGAGCUCAUCGAGGUGCCAGUCUCAACCAGCCUGACAUGUCUUCGCCAAUUUUGCCAAGACUCCAGAAUCACGGUGGCCACAGCUGUCCAGGCAGCAUGGGCUCAAGUGCUCCACAUUUACACGGGUGACCCCGAUGUGUGCUUUGGAUAUCUCUGUUCAGGAAGAAGCCUGCCAAUUCCUGGAGUCACCGGAAUCGUUGGGCCUAUGAUGAACCUCAUGGUUUGCCGCAUCAGGGAUGUCGGGAACAAAUUUCUCCAGGAACUGGUGGACACCAUCCGAGACGACUUCAGUAACGCCCUUCCUCAUCAAUCCUUUUCACUGCGAAAUGUCCAGCGCAUUUUGGGAAACAGCGAAUCCAAGCUGUUCAAUACCGUGGUCAAUACAUUCUACGGUCCUUCGAAGUUAGUCGAUGACAGCGACCAACUUAUUAAGCUGGUGUCAUCUCACAAUGCGUCGGACCUGGACAUCGUUGUCAAGGCCAUUUACACCGAUGUUGCCCUCAGGAUUCGACUGGCUUAUUCCUCCACGACACUUUCCCACACUAUGGCAAAGAAUAUUGCCCAUACUUUCGCCGCUAUUCUGGAUCGGAUGGUAACGGUGCGGGAUUCCUCGUCAUUCAGAGUUUCCGAAGUGACCACAGCCAGUCCCUACGACAUCCAAGAAAUGAGUCUCUGGAAUGCCCGAAGCCUCAAGGCCCCAGGUUUGCAACCUGUCUGUGUCCACGAAUUAAUCGAGCUGACGGCACGCAAGCAUCCCAGAUUGCCCGCGAUCCACGCCUGGGAUGGUCACAUGGACUAUGAACUUUUAGAUACGGCCUCCAGCGCUCUGGCCCAUCUGAUCAUCCAGCGAGGACUUGGUCCCGGGAAGUACAUUACUUUGUGCUUUGAGAAAUCAAAAUGGUACUCGGUUGCGUUGCUGGGGGUCAUGAAGAGCGGAAAUGCCUUUGUUCCGCUCGACAUGUCAAAUCCUAACCAACGACGGCGCAAGAUUUUGAAGCAGCUGGAGGUAGCAAACCAAGGAGAGAGUGUCGUUAUUUGCUCGCCCAAGUUGGCCAAGGAGUGUGCCCUGCUGGCUCAGCACACUAUUAUUCUGGAGCCGCAGUCCCUCGACCAGUCUCUAUCGAUCGGUUCGACUGACAAUGGCCUACCGGCAACGAAGCCCAGUGACCCAGCAUAUGUCAUUUUCACAUCGGGCAGCACCGGGGAGCCGAAAGGGGUCAUCGUCGAGCACGGGGCAUAUUCUCAUGCUGCUCGAACACACGGUUCCAAUCUGCACAUUGACCGCAAGACCCGAGUUCUCCAGUUUGCGUCGUACGGUUUCGACACCAGCAUGGAGGACCACCUUACGACGUUCGUCCUGGGAGGCUGUCUCUGUGUCCCCAGCGAGGAAGACCGACUGAGCGUGCCAGACCUGGCAGCAUUUGCGCUACGUUCAGAGGCAAAUUGGGCUCAUAUCACACCAUCGUUUGCCGAAAUGCUUACCCGGCGUGAAUUCACCACGUUGAAGACGAUGGUUCUCGGCGGUGAGCCCAUGACAUUUGGAAACAUACGCGAGUGGGCCAGGGCGGGCGAGUCCAGCCUAAUUCAAGUAUACGGGCCCAGCGAGUGCUGCGUCACCAGUACCGUCAACGCGGACAUCGCUGCUGAUAGCAUGCCCUCUGACAUUGGGACUGCCGGGAUGUGCUACAAGCUCUCCCCGGUUGGUGCCGUUGGGGAAUUGCUCAUUGAGGGCCCCAUCCUUGCAAGAGGCUAUGUCAACGAGCCCGAACUGACCUCUGCGGCGUUUGUUCGAGGCCUGGAGUGGGCACCCGACAGACGCAUGUAUCGGACAGGCGACCUGGUCAGAUACGACUCCAAAGGUCAUCUUCGUUUCGUGGGCCGGAGGGAUGGCCAAGUCAAAAUCCACGGACAGAGAAUCGAGCUGGGGGAGAUUGAGAGACAGCUGGUCCUAGACCCAUACGUCCAGCAUGCACUGAUGAUGGUACCAGAAUCAGGGCCCUGCACAAACAGGCUUGUGGCUGUGGUAUCACCAAAAUCACAGGAGGGAACUUCUCACGCCGACAGCACCGCGAAGGUGUCCGCCUCUCCAUCCUGUGAGCUCGAUUUGGUUGACGGUAGUUGGUGCGGUCUCAUAUCAAGCAUGAGAAAUUCUCUCGAAGAGAAAUUACCGGCUUACAUGGUGCCUGAGCUGUGGCUCGUCGUUAAGGAAAUACCGAAGAACUCAUCAGCCAAAUUGGAUAGGAAAAAGGUGAUCCAUUACCUGGAGCACCUGAAUUCUGAUAAGUACACUGCCUUUGUCAGCCGCAUGGAGGAGCAAAGCCUGGAACGACCAGGUAAUGCUACGGAGAUCAGAAUCAGAGACCUUUGGGCGGAGGUGCUGAACAUUCCUCCGGAUGAAAUCCAAUGGACUAGUUCAUUUUUUAGCCUUGGGGGUGACUCGAUCUCGGCCAUGACCGUUGCCAGCCUGGCCCUCCGACAAGGUCUCUCUUUCUCGGGAGCAGAUAUACUUCGGCAUCGAAAUAUCGAACGCCUAGCGAAGUCUCUUCCGCUGCCACUUUUAUUUCCCCCUCAAUCCAGCGGCGCAGCAAUCAAGAACGAACAACCUGUUGGGUUGGACGAAGAUCCUUUCCCACUCUCACCGAUACAGCGCUUGCAUUUCCGAGUCUCCAAUGGCCAGGGAGACCCUUUCGACCAACAAACGAUUGCCUUGAAAGUCCGCAGUCCAAUCGACGAAGAUGCUUUGGCUUCUGCAUUCCAAGCUGUGCUGGGCGCCCACCCCAUGCUCCGCGCACGAUUCUUCAAAACUGAAGACCAAUCGUCUUUCCAAGGUCACUGGUCUCAACGCAUUGCACCCAUAACAGAAGCUGCAGGAAGUCAUGUGGUCAGACUCAGAUUCCAUUCUUGGGCUCGUGACGACUAUAUCUUGGAGAGUAUCACGGAGGCGAAAUCCGCCAUCAACAUUGUCAAAGGGCCUUUGGUUGCUGCCGACCUUUUCCGGGGAAAAGACCGUGUGCUGCUGUCUGUGACAAUACACCACCUGGUCAUUGACACCGUAUCUUGGCGCAUAAUUGUACAGGAACUCGAAGAUCAUCUGCGAGGCGGGACAAAUAUUGCACCCGAACCUACGUCUUUCAGAGCAUGGUGCCUGGCGCAACAGCAGUUUGUUUCCCAGUUGGACUUGCCGUCCGUCAUAUCAUCACCAUUCUCAUUCUACGACCGGUCAUAUUGGGCAGUGGACCAAGAGAAGAAUACUUUCGAGGCGACCGAGGCCUACAAGGGAAAACUUGACGGAAGCCUAAUGAAGAAACUGCAAUCGCUCUGUGAGCCAAUGGGGUGCGAGCUGCUCGAUCUCCUUAGUAUCGGCAUCAUCUUCUCUUUCUCCGAGGUCUUUGGACGACCGCCCUCUCUAUUCCUGGAAGGUCACGGCCGCGAACAAUUCAAGCCUGGCCUAAAUGCAUCAUCCACGGUCGGCUGGUUUACCACUUUCUCACCAGUUCAACUGUCGCCCUCAGAAAUGGAGGAUGGUGACUUAAUUCGUGGUCUGACCAAGGUGAGAGGCUGGAGGAAGCUCAUGCCGCUCAAUGGCUUCUCCUACUUUGCAUCAGCCAUGCUAGGCGAUAAUGUAUGUGGCGAUAGUACUGGAUUUGUCGACCACCUGCCAAUGGAAGUCGUCUUGAACCAUCUUGGGACAUUCCACCAAGUCGAGAAGGCCGAGUCUCUCUUUCAACGAUGUGAUGGUGACUUACAAUCGACACUCUCGGCGCUCAGAAGUCGCCAGAGAAGCACGUCGCGCCGAUACUCCUUGAUAUCCGUGCUUUCCAUGAUGCAAGAAGAUGGUCUGGUGCUCGAAAUCGAGUGGAACAAGUACAUGUUGCACCAAGAGCAGAUCCGCGACUGGACAACUCGUCUCGAAGCUGUCUUUGACCGACUAUUCGAAGUUGGAAAUUCGCAGGUUCUUGGUCGAGACGGUCGGGUUCCAAAGAUCAUUGGGAUAGCCACAGGGAAUGGAUAUGAUGCGAUCGAGUCAACGUGCCAAAGACUGGGCGUAGAACUUGGCGACGUUGAAGCAGUUUAUCCCUGCUCCCCCAUACAAGACUCUCUGAUGCUGUCACAGUUACGACAGCCAAAUGGUGUUUACAGCCAACACUUUUUGUUCAGAGUUGCCCCGUCGGAUAAGCAGGUUUAUGAACUCAAUUCUAUGAAACUAGCAGAAGCCUGGAAAUCCGUGGUCGCCAAACAUUCCAUCCUCCGCACAGUAUUUGGGCAAGACGACUCCGGCUCAUUCUUGCAGCUUGUACUCCGGUCUACAGAUGCGGACGUUCAGUGUCUGCCGCUGGAAGACGAGAAAGCACUGUCUGAAGUGUGGGCAACUGGAUCGAAAACGGCAGGCAUCUCGCCUCUGAAUGGUAAAUCUUUGCACGGUCUCAAGAUCUACACGACCCAGUCAGGCUCAGUAUAUUGCAUGCUGAGCAAGAACCAUCUCAUCACUGAUGGCACGUCGUCGAGACUUCUUGUGGGCGAGUUUAUUGCGGCUUACGAGGGCCGGAUGGAGGCAGAAACCACUCCAUACGCAAAUUACAUUGACUUCGUCUGUCGACAAGAUCAUACCGCCACGACCCGGUAUUGGGAAAAUUAUCUCGAUGCAGUCACCCCAAGUAGGCUGACCUACCCUACCUCGAGCGACGGAAGUGAGCCUGAAAUCGAGGAACCAACUUUCGAGGUUGCGGAGGGUGUCAUCCCAGAAAGUAGGAAUCUCAAUCUGGCUUCACAGAAGAUGGAUCUCACCUCAGCUGUUGUGUUCAAAGCCGCCUGGGCAUGGGUACUGAGGACGUAUUUGAACUCCGACGACGUUGUGUUUGGCGUUCUCUCUUCUGGAAGAGACAUACCAGUUCCAGGGGCCCAAAGGAUUGUUGGUCCUAUGGCCAGUAUGCUCCCAAUGCGAGCCAGAAUACACCCAGAGUCUACUGCAAUUGAGCUGUGUAGAAGAAUUCAGGAGGACGACAUAGAGCACAUGUCUCGCCAAGCCAUCUCACUGGCCAAGAUCCUACACGCGAUCAAGCGGGGCGAUGAGCCGUUGUUCAACACAAUCCUCAACAUCCAGAAGUCUGGUGGAGUCUCUGCAUCAGGAGGUCCAACGAACUCACUGCACUUCGAACUUAUACAUGCAUGCGAUACGAGUGAGUACGACGUGGCGUUGGGCAUCACGGAGGAGAAUGGAGAAUUCAAGCUGUCGAUGGAAUACCCAACCUUGUUCAUGUCACGAUGCGAGGCAACGAACAUACUCCAGGUGUUCCAAAAAGCAGUACAACAGAUCAUUUCUGAGCCCAAUGGCAAUAUCGGCACUACUAGCAUCGCCACAAGCAGAGACAAGGAUCAGAUUCAAAAAUGGAAUGCACAGCCUUGGGACACCGAGAAUCGACUUGUUCAUGAACUCAUCACAGAGACAGUUGCAAAGCAACCAUCACGUCCUGCGAUUUGGUCGUGGGAUGGGGAGCUUACCUUCUCCGAACUGGACACCGAGUCAACCAGACUCGCAAAACAACUGCGAUUCCUGGGUUGCAGCAUGGGGUCUAUUGUCGUCCUAUGCUUUGAAAAGUCCAUUUGGGCGGUAGUCUCCAUGCUGGCUGUCGCCAAGGCGGGCGCCGCCUUUGUGCACGUCGAUCCCAAUGGUCCGGUGGAACGAAUCAAGAGUAUCAUUAAACAAACUGGAUCAGCCUUGGGUUUGUCUUCUGCGGCAAAUGCAGCCCGGAUCUCAGGGAUUCUCCCAACAACAUUGACUGUGGAUCAGUCAACAAUAGCCAGCUUCCUACCAACACCACAACAGGAGUGUGAUUUGCCCCUGGAGAUUGACCCAUCAAGUGUCCUCUACAUAAUUUUCACCAGCGGAAGUACCGGGAAUCCGAAGGGCGUAGUGAUACAGCACCGCUCGUUCUGCUCGGCCGCCAGGCACAACCGAACGUGGCUCCAGAUCGAAGAAGAUUCACGCGUCUUGCAGUUCACCAGCUACUGCUUCGACGCAUCUCUCGAGGAGAUAUUCACUGUUCUGAUUGCGGGUGGAUGCAUCUGCAUCCCCUCUGAGCAGGAUCGCCUUGCUAAUGUCCCGGGCUUCGUGAGACGCGCCCAAGUGAACUGGGCGGCGUUCACGCCUUCGUUCAUACGCACCAUGUCACCCAGCGACCUGCCCUCAGUCAAAUUCAUCACUGUUCAUGCAGAGCCGAUGAGUGGUAGCCUGGUGAAGCAGUGGGCAGGCACAGUCCGCAUGCGACCAUCUUACGGCCCAACUGAAUGCAGCGUCACGAGUACAGUUGGAGCGCCAUUCACCCCCGACUCCAAUGCUGGGAACAUUGGCUGGCCUGUUGGCUGCCGGGGCUGGAUAGUGGAUCCGAACUACCAUGAUGUCCUCCUUCCAAUUGGAGCCAUCGGCGAGCUUGUAAUAGAUGGGCCAAUUGUGGGGAAAGGAUAUCUUGGGGACCCAGAGAAGACUGCAGCCUCCUUUGUUGCACCGCCGUCAUGGAGCCUGGAUACUGAGCUCAAGCUGCCUGAUGCUGAUCCACAUCGCCGGCUAUACAAGACAGGUGACCUUGUUCGAUACACAUCUGACGGGAGUCUAGUCAUCCUGGGCCGCAAGGAUCACUCACAGGUCAAGGUGCGAGGACAGAGAGUCGAGAUCCAAGAGAUCCAGAAUCAUCUUGAAAAGUCCCCGCAGGUCUUGCACAGUAUGGUUAUCAUGCCCAGCUCGGGAAUACUUCGAGGUCGGCUCGUGGCUGCUUUAAGCCUCGAGUGCCUGGCUACAGAGAUCCUCCCUCCACCGGAGGAAAGCGGCAAGAGCAGGGUCCGACUUGUAUCGAAGAGGCUACUGAGCAACAAGCUGACCAAAGAGGUGACUCAAAGCCUGGAGAGCAUACAGGGUAUCCUAUCGAGUGCGCUGCCUGCCUAUAUGAUGCCAGAGGACUGGCUAGUUGUUGAGACGAUGCCUGUUCAGGUCUCUCACAAGCUUGACCGCCAGGCGACCCUGAACUGGGUUGAAAACAUUGACGAUGCAACGCUGCAGAUGGCGCGAGAAAUGCAAAGUGACACCAGCAGUCAAACGGCGUGCGGAAGUGCUACGGAACAGACGAUUAGGGAAAUAUGGGCACAGGUUCUCGAGCUGCCAAUUUCACGACUUUCUCUGGAUACGUCAUUUUUCAGGCUGGGAGGAGACUCUAUUUACGCCAUACAAGUGAUGCAGAGAUGCAAAGAACGCGGACUUGCUGUCACCACUCAAGACGUGCUGGCAAACCCGACUGUGGCACAACUGGCAGUAAUCGCUAGUCCUCCUGAAGGGAACGGCUCCGCGGCAGUGUCAUCAGUUGCUCCCGUGAAACAGAGCGGUCAAGGCCAGGAUGCUUUCAUGGUGGACGUCUCCCUGCUGCCCUUUCCACGGGACGACGUGCAGCAUAUCUGGCCCUGUUCCCCGUUCCAGGAGCGCAUGUACAAAGCGUUUCACGAUAAGCCAUACAAGCCCUAUGUCUUCGACACAUUUAUCGAGCUCAUGGACCCACCAGAUGAACCGAACAGGCUAGUCAAGACGUGGAACCAAGUAGUAGAACGGCACGGCAUUAUGCGGACUGCAUUCAUCUCUGCACCAAGCUUCGACAGGGUGCUUCAGGUGUUGUUGAAGAAACAUCCUACCGAUUCUGCUGUUGUUCCUGUAGCAUCAGAGCUGGAUGCACUCGGGCACUGCAGGCACCACCUUGACACAGUCCGUUCGCGCAUGUUCACUGACAGCUCACCACCGUUGUCGCUCAGAGUCUAUGUCAGCCCUCAGAAGCGAACUUUUGUGCACCUGAUCAUGAGCCACAUAUUGAUCGACCACGUCAGCUUUGCACACCUUCUUUUGGACUGGAAAUGUUUCUACCAGGGCAGAGAGCCCUCCCCGGCCUCUGUUCCAGACUUUGGCUGCUACAUUUCGCACCUCUUCGACAACAGAAAUAUAGACGCCAGCAAUGGCUUUUGGACGGACACGCUGCGGGGCGCUCAACCGUCCCUAUUUGUUCCAGCAAAGGAUGCGAGAAGUAUGGAAAAGACGCUCGUGCCUUGGGAGAUGGGAUCAGUCAGGUUUACUGUCGAGAUGACCCCAGAGCGCGAAGCCUUCUGCCAGAACGAAGGUAUCACCCUGCCAAACCUGCUGCAGUUCUCAUGGUCUUUACUACUUCAUCUACACACAGGGAACCUCGACGUCGUGUUUGGCCAUUUGGUUUCAGACCGUGACGUUGAUAUUCCCGAUGCCGAGGUUGUGGUAGGGCCCAUGCUUUCAACGAUUAUAGGCCGGGUCCAGUUCCAGCACUCUUCAAGUCUGCUGGACUCGCUACGCAAGCUACAAGAGCAUAAUAUUCGCGCACUGGGCCACAAGACCUAUGAUCUAGCCCAUGUCGAGGAACACAUUGGAGUUGGUGCCGAUGGACUUUUCGAUACUCUGGUGAAUAUUCGCAAGGUCAAAUAUCAGGGCGGCGAGGCCCAAGACCCCAAGGCUUUCCGGUCCAUAUCUAAGCGGGACCCUCACGAGCAACACGUUGUUCUGGCGUUCAAUGAGGGCCCAUCCCGGCUAGAUGCCGAGAUCACGUUCUACAAACAAGUGUUGGAUUCUCAAAAGGUGGCGAAGAUGGCCGAGGCUUACUGCCAAAUACUGGAUGGACUAUCGAGUGGGCAGCUGAAGACGCUCAAUGAUGUCCAGCAUCUCGCGCUAUAA
Messenger RNA from Diaporthe citri, 9750 nucleotides. RefSeq lists its product as uncharacterized. The record is from RefSeq and is a predicted model, not a curated record. Gene Ontology annotation, cellular component: cytoplasm. The coding region runs from base 1 to 9750 and encodes 3249 amino acids. Gene Ontology annotation, biological process: amino acid activation for nonribosomal peptide biosynthetic process; secondary metabolite biosynthetic process. Gene Ontology annotation, molecular function: phosphopantetheine binding; catalytic activity. The transcript is spliced from 7 exons. NCBI's taxonomy places the organism in Eukaryota, Fungi, Ascomycota, Sordariomycetes, Diaporthales, Diaporthaceae.